Messenger RNA from Helianthus annuus (common sunflower), 2307 nucleotides. RefSeq lists its product as uncharacterized. Gene Ontology annotation, biological process: DNA integration. The record is from RefSeq and is a predicted model, not a curated record. Gene Ontology annotation, molecular function: RNA-DNA hybrid ribonuclease activity; nucleic acid binding. The coding region runs from base 1 to 2307 and encodes 768 amino acids. NCBI's taxonomy places the organism in Eukaryota, Viridiplantae, Streptophyta, Magnoliopsida, Asterales, Asteraceae. The transcript is spliced from 2 exons.
AUGGUACAGAAACCGAAUGGUAGUUGGAGAAUGUGCGUAGAUUAUAAGGAUCUGAACAAGGCAUGCCCACGCGACUGUUACGCCUUACCAGAUAUCGAUGAAAAGAUUGAUUCGCUAGCAACAUUCAGAUGGAAGUGCUUCCUCGACUGUUACAAGGGGUACCACAAGGUUCAGAUGGCCGUCCAAGAUGAAGAGAAAACCGCAUUCCGUACGCCAACAGGGCUAUACUGCUACACCAAAAUGCCUUUUGGCCUAAAGAAUGCAGGGGCGACCUAUCAGAGAUUGAUGAAUGAAACGUUCAGUGAUGCCAGCAGCAAAUACAUCGAAGUGUACAUGGAUGACUUAGUCAUCAUGAGCAAAGAAGAAAGUAUGAUGCUGGGGAAUAUUCAGAAGACGUUCGACACACUGCGCGGUGUAAGUAUCAAGCUAAACCCAGCGAAAUGUUCUUUCGGCAUGGAAGAAGGAAAGUUCCUGGGUUUCAUUGUCACGAAAGACGGUCUUAAAGUAAAUCCUGAGAAGGUACAAGCAAUCGAGAGAAUGCCUUCUCCAUCAACUAUCAAAGAGAUGCAAAAAUUGGUAGGACGGCUGGCAGCACUCAACCGCUUCCUAGCCAAUCACGCAGCUAAAUCUUUCCCGUUCAUCAAGACACUCCGCAACUGCAUGAAGAAAAGCCAAUUUCAGUGGACUCCGGAAGCCGAGAGCGCAUUCCGUGAGAUGAAAGAUUGCCUCAUAAGGUUGCCAACAUUAACGGCACCAGUGAAAGGAGAACCUCUGGUAUUAUAUCUAUCAGUAUCCGAUAGAGCAGUCGGAGUAGUUUUACUCGUCGAUCGCCAAGGUGUCCAAACACCGGUUUACUAUGUGUCUCGUACUUUGACCGAUCCAAAAACUCGAUAUGCCAUAAUGGAAAAACUAGUGCUAGCACUAAUCCAUGCAUCAAGACGGCUGCGCAGGUACUUUGCCAACCACGUCAUUCACGUAUUAACAAAUUACAACAUCCUCGCAAAGCCAGAGAUUUCGGGGAGAUUAGCAAAGUGGGCGAUAGAACUGGGAGGUCAUAAUGUAGUUUUCAGACCAAGACCAGCAAUCAAGGGCCAGGUGCUAGCUGAUUUCAUGACAGAAGUGCCUGAUGACAAAGAUCGGGAGUGUAAGGCAAUGGAGAAAGCUGAAAGGCAGCAAACAAAAGAACCAUGGCUAUUAUACACAGAUGGCGCGUCUAAUGAAGACGGCGCAGGCGCAGGGCUUAGGCUGGUAAGCCCUGACAAACAUGAAUUCACGUACGCCAUAAGGCUAGAUUUCAAAAGCACGAAUAAUGAAGCCGAAUACAAAGCCUUCCUUGCUGGUUUGAGAUUGGCAGUCAAGAUGGGAGUCAGACAUAUUGAGGCGCAUGUGGACUCAAUGUUAGUAGCCGGACAAAUCAAUGGGCAGUAUGAUGCCAAAGGAGACGUGAUGGCGCUCUACUUGAACCAAGCAAAAACAUUGCUACAAAACUUCUAUUCCUACAAAGUGCACCACAUUAACAGGAGUGAGAAUAAACCAGCAGACGCGCUGAGUAAACUCGCAUCCACAAGUUUUCAGCACCUAGCCAAAGAUGUGCGCAUAGAAGUUUUGAGCAACCCAUCGGUACCACUAAGAGAAGUAAGCGUUAUUCAGGUGGGCACAACGUCAUGGAUGACUCCGAUAAUCAUUUACCUUCAAUCUGGGAUACUACCGGAGAAUAAAGCUGAGGCAAGAAAAGUUCAAUACAAGGCCGAGCACUACCAAAUGGUUUAUGGAAUCCUGUACCGGAAAUCAUACCUCGGGCCAUUAUUGAGAUGUGUUGAGCCAGAAGACGCGAGAUACUUGAUCAGAGAAGUACAUGAGGGAAUCUGUGGCAUACAUGUCGGACCAAGAAUGGUGGUAGCAAAAGUGAUGAAUGCUGGGUACUACUGGCCCGGAAUGCACCUAGACGUAGUAAAGAUUUUAAGAAAAUGCAGCGGCUGCCAGAGGCACGCACCAAAAAUGAUGCGCCCCAAAAACGAACUGGUCCCAGUAACGACGGCAUGGCCUUUUAAGCAGUGGGGGAUAGAUAUGAUCAUAUGUCGCUUCGGGCUGCCACUACGAAUCAUCACCGACAACGGGACGAACUUUGCUACAGAAGAUCUUCAACGAUGGUUCAAAGAAUUACAGAUCGAAAAUACCUUCUCCUCGGUUGCGCACCCGCAAGGGAAUGGGCAAGUGGAAGCCGUUAACAAAAGCAUUGUCAACGGCAUCAAAGCACGACUAGGAGAGCAAAGAAGAGGCUGGGUUGACGAAUUGCCCAGCAUAUGA